Onychomys torridus (southern grasshopper mouse) is the source of this 5962-nucleotide messenger RNA. It is a transcript of the gene Arhgap23, whose product is annotated as Rho GTPase activating protein 23. Gene Ontology annotation, biological process: signal transduction. The record is from RefSeq and is a predicted model, not a curated record. Gene Ontology annotation, molecular function: protein binding. The coding region runs from base 63 to 4757 and encodes 1564 amino acids. Lineage: Eukaryota; Metazoa; Chordata; Mammalia; Rodentia; Cricetidae. The transcript has 25 exons.
CCCCUGGGCCCCGGCCCGUGCCCCCAACAGUGCCCCGGCCGCAGAGCCUCCACUGCGGCCCGAUGAAUGGAGUCGCCUUCUGCCUGGUCGGGAUCCCGCCGCGUCCGGAGCCCCGGCCCCCCCAGCUUCCCCUGGGCCCACGAGAUGGGUGCUCUUCUCGGCGCCCCCUCCCCUGGCAGGGGCCGAGGACACUGCUGCUGCGCAAAAGUCUCCAGGAUGGCUUUGGCUUUACCCUGCGUCACUUCAUCGUGUACCCACCCGAGUCAGCCGUGCACUGCAGCCUGAAGGAGGAAGAGAAUGGAGGCCGAGGAGGAGGACCCUCCCCCCGGCACCGCCUGGAGCCCAUGGACACCAUCUUUGUGAAGAACGUGAAGGAUGGUGGCCCUGCCCACAGGGCGGGGCUUCGCACAGGAGACCGGCUGGUGAAGGUGAAUGGGGAGAGCGUCAUUGGGAAGACAUACUCCCAGGUCAUAGGUCUGAUCCAGAACAGUGAUGACACCCUGGAGCUCUCCAUCAUGCCCAAGGAUGAGGACAUCCUCCAGCUGGCCUACUCCCAGGAUGCCUACCUGAAGGGCAACGAGCCGUAUUCUGGAGAGGCCCACAGCAUCCCAGAACCACCUCCACUCUGCUACCCACGGAAGUCCUAUGCCCCGCCAACCCGGGCCUCUGCCUGGGCCACUGUGGUGCCUGAGACUACCUCAGCACUGCCCACGGAUCCCCGGAGUCCUGCUGCCUGGAGUGACCCAGGGGCCCGUGUCCCAUCUGCCACCCGUGCCCAACUGGACAGCUCUUUAUUGGGGAUGAGCCAGCCCCGCCCAAGCCCUGGUGCCUUUGCCCACCACCCUUCAGAGUCCCGGACGCCCCGUGCCUUUCCAGAGCCCGGUAGCCGGGUGCUCCCCAGCAGACUGGAGUGCCAGCAGGCUCUGUCCCACUGGCUGUCAAAUCAGAUACCCCGCAGGGCGGGGGAGAGACGGUGCCCAGCCAUGCCACCCCGGGCCCGCAGUGCCUCCCAGGACCGGUUGGAGGAUGUGACUGCCCACCACCCAUGGCCCUGCUCCACCUCCCAGGAUGCCUUGAGCCAGCUGGGCCAGGAGGGUUGGCACCGAGCUCGCUCAGACGAUUACCUGAGCCGGGCUACCCGCUCUGCCGAAGCACUGGGGCCCGGAGCGCUGGUGUCACCUCGCCUUGAGCGCUGUGGUUGGGCUCCCCAGCGUCCGUCUGCCCGAACCUCUGCUUGCCCUUCUCGGGACCUUCCAGGGUCCCAGGCCCCUCCCCCGUCUGGCCUGCAGGGCCUGGAUGACAUUGGGUACAUUGGAUAUCGGAGCUAUAGCCCAUCAUUCCAGCGCCGGACUGGUCUCCUGCAUGCUCUCUCCUUCCGGGACUCACCUUUUGGGGGACUUCCCACCUUCAACUUGGCCCAGUCUCCUGCACCAUUCCCACCAGAGGCCUCUGAACCACCUAGAGUCGUCCGGCCAGAACCUGGCACCCGAACCCUGGAGCCUCCCACAGAGGAUCACCGUGAUGAGGUGGUCCUGAGGCAGAAGCCUCCAACAGGUCGCAAGGUCCAGCUGACCCCGGCAAGGCAGAUGAACCUUGGAUUUGGUGAUGAGUCCCCAGAGCCAGAGACCAGAGGGGAACGGCCAGGCCGGAAGGUGGCCCCUUUGGCCACUACAGAAGACUCCUUGGCUUCCAUUCCCUUCAUUGAUGAACCCACCAGCCCCAGCAUUGACCUCCAAGCCAAGCAUGUCCCUGCCUCUGCAGUGGUCUCCAGUGCCAUGAACUCAGCUCCUGUCCUGGGCACAAGCCCAUCUUCACCAACCUUCACCUUUGCCCUCAGCCGCCAUUACUCCCAGGAUUGCAGCAGUAUCAAGGCAGGCCGUCGCUCCUCCUACCUGCUGGCCAUCACCACAGAACGCUCCAAGUCCUGUGAUGACGGACUCAACACCUUCCGUGACGAGGGCCGAGUGUUCCGGCGCCUUCCCAACCGGGUACCCAGCCUACGAAUGCUACGGAGCUUCUUUACCGAUGGGUCUCUAGAUAGCUGGGGCACCUCGGAAGAUGCUGAGGCCCCCUCUAAGCGACACUCCACCUCCGACCUCUCCGAUGCAACCUUCAGUGACAUCAGGAGAGAAGGCUGGUUGUGUUAUAAGCAGAUCCUCACCAGGAAGGGGAAGAAAGCGGGCGGCGGCCUGCGCCAGUGGAAGCGUGUCUAUGCUGUGCUGCGGGCACGCUCGCUCUCCUGGAGCAAGGAGCGGAGGGAGCCCGGGCCGGCGGCUGCGGGGGCUGCGGCGGCCGGCGCAGGUGAGGACGAGGCGGCGCCCGUCUGCAUCGGCUCCUGCCUGGUGGACAUCUCCUACAGCGAGACCAAGAGGAGGCACGUGUUCCGGCUGACCACCGCUGACUUCUGUGAAUAUCUCUUUCAGGCUGAGGAUCGGGAUGACAUGCUGGGCUGGAUCAGAGCGAUCCGGGAGAACAGCAGGGCCGAGGGCGAGGACCCCGGCUUUGCCAACCAAGCUCUGAUCAGCAAGAAGCUUAAUGAUUAUCGGAAAGUGAGCCAUAGCUCUGGGCCCAAAGCCGAUUCCUCCCCUAAAGGCUCUCGGAGCCUGGGAGGCCUCAAGUCUGAAUUCCUCAAGCAGACUGCAGUCCGCGGCCUCAGAACUCAGGACCAGCCUGCAGGAAGCAAGGAAGACAGUGCUGCAGCUCCCAAAACCCCCUGGGGUAUCAACAUCAUCAAGAAGAACAAGAAGGCUGCCCCAAGGGCAUUUGGGAUCCGGUUGGAAGAGUGCCAGCCUGCCACUGAGAACCAGCGUGUCCCCCUGAUUGUGGCUGCCUGUUGUCGUAUUGUGGAGGCGCGGGGGCUAGAGUCCACUGGCAUCUACCGGGUACCUGGCAACAAUGCAGUGGUGUCUAGCCUGCAGGAGCAGCUCAACCGUGGGCCCAGCGACAUCAACCUGCAGGAUGAGGGCCUGCGGGUGUUGGAGCCCAGACCUCCUGACACCUGUGUGCCCAGUUCUGCCGGCCACCUCUACUGGAACAAGCUCCUGGGGACCCUCUGCAGCCAGUCCCCACUAUCCCUGCUCCUCCAUGACUCCGAUUCCACCCCUGUUCCUCUGCUAAGGACUUGGACGCAUUGCUGUUUUGCCUUGACAAUGUCCUUACCAACGUUGGCCCGAAGACCAGAGCCAGGUUCCGGGGCUCCAUCUGGGUUGAGGAGGGAAAAAUCCCAGGAUCAUUGCUUUGAGCACGACCAUUGUCCUGAGAACCGGCUGCUGUUAAGAACAACUCAACAGCAAAGUCGCAGCCUGUUCACACUGGCUCUGCAGUUCUGCCCACUACUCACCGUCAGUGAAGAGGGGUUCUGGCAGCUUCCGGAAGAAAGCCUUGAGCAGGCUGCUGAUCACAUUGAGGUCCUGCCAGCGCUAAAGGAGGAGCAGAGAGGGCUGGCCCUCACUCUGUCUCGCUCCCAAAGCCCAAGCAGCCACGGAGGCCGCUACCGGUCAUCUGCACUGCACUCCGACUUGCUUCCAGGCGUUUCUUUUUGCUUGUCACUACCUUCCUCUCUUCUGCAGUCAGACUGGUUCUUCAGUGAUGACGAGGACAAAGGAGAGAGAACCCCGGUUGAUGACAAGGAGCCACAGUCGGUGCCCAACAUCGAAUACCUCCUGCCCAACAUUGGCAGGACAGUGCCCCCCAGUGAUCCAGGCUCAGAUUCCACCACCUGUAGUUCAGCCAAGUCCAAGGGUUCCUGGGUCCCCAAGAAAGAACCUUACGCCCGGGAGAUGCUGGCGAUCUCCUUCAUCUCUGCGGUCAACCGCAAACGGAAAAAGCGGCGGGAGGCGCGGGGCCUGGGCAGCAGCACCGAUGAUGACUCCGAGCAGGAGGCACACAAGGCUGCGGCGGGGACGCAGGAGCCACCCGAGGAGCAGCUGCCUGGCCCCGCAGCCGCGGAGGCCCCCGGUCGCCUCAGCCCCCCGACGGCACCCGACGAGCGGCCUGCGGCGGACACGCGCUCCAUCGUCUCGGGCUACUCCACCCUGUCCACCAUGGACCGCAGCGUGUGCUCGGGCACCGGCGGGCGGCGCGCAGGCGCGGGCGACGAGGCGGACGACGAGCGCAGCGAGCUGAGCCACGUGGAGACGGACACGGAGGGCGGCGCGGGCCCCGGGGGGCGCCUGGCGCGCCGGCCGUCCUUCAGCUCUCACCACCUUAUGCCGUGCGACACGCUGGCGCGCCGUCGCCUGUCUCGCAGCCGCGCGGAUGGAGAGAGUCCGGGCGCGGGCGCGGCCCGGGCGGGUCCCCGCGGUCCCGAGCCCCCGGGCUCGGCGUCGUCCAGCAGCCAGGAGUCGCUUCGGCCCCCGGCGGCCGCCCCGGCGCUCGGAUCGCGACCGUCGCGCGUGGAAGCCCUGCGGCUGCGUCUCCGUGGCACCGCCGACGACAUGCUGGCGGUGCGGCUUCGGCGCCCGCUGUCGCCUGAGACCCGGCGGCGCCGGAGCAGCUGGCGCCGCCACACGGUGGUGGUGCAGAGCCCGCUGACCGACCUCAACUUCAACGAGUGGAAGGAGCUGGGCGGAGGGGGCGCCCCGGAGCCCGCGGGCGCUCGACCGCACAGUGACAACAAGGACUCUGGCCUCAGCAGCCUGGAGUCCACCAAGGCACGGGCUUCUUCCGCCGCCUCGCUGCCAUCGGGGGACCUAGGGGGCCUACAGGGCCUGCCCCCGCGCCGCUCGGCCGCCGCCCGUCUCCACCAGUGUCUGUGACACCCUGUCCGGUGGUCGGGUGGGGAGGAAGAGCAGUGCUGGUGCCGCGGGCUGGAGUUUGGUGGGAUAGGCAGGGGAGAGUCGAAGAGGAAGUCUUCAGAAGAGGGAAGGGGCUGCUGGGAUUCAUGUCCCUUGGAUAAAGGACCGAGUGGCCCUUUUCUGUGAAUCCACUUAGGGACCCUUGUUGACAGUGGAGUGUGGGUGGACCGCCCAAGUUUCAUACUGAAGGAAGGACAGAGCCGGAUUUUUGUGUCUGUCUUCUGGCCUCCUCUCACCCCCAUUAGCUCCUAGCCAAGGAGAGGAGGGUGAAUGUCUGGGGAGCGGAUGUGUAGGGUUGGGUGUCCAUGGGAGAGGGGGCUAGUGUGUGAGUGUGUGUAGUCACUGUGCAAAGGUGUUUCCAGUAGCAACUUCUGCCCCCACCCGUUCAUUCCCCCACCUGUCCCGAGGCCAGGACUUCUGGUGGGCACCUUAUCCCCAAGCUUGUCAGAGCCUGAGACUGGGUUGAGGCCCCUUCCAGAGGCAGGACUGAACCCCGCCACUACCAAGUCACUCCUCACACCCUUUGCCAACCCCUGAAGUCACUAAGCUCUGACCUGUGGACCUGCCUGCUCCCCAGUCUUUGCAGUGUCAGGGUCCCCUGCAGCUGGCGCCUUCCUCCAUUCACCCUCCUCCCACAGCUUAGCACGAGACUCACCUUCUCCCUUCAAGGGAACAGUCAAGAAAAACGCAUUGAUUUAGAGGGUCUCAGCUGGGCUGUUCUUGCAGGGUGGGUGGGACCCAGCUCCCCUACCCCCACAUUGUAAAUAAACCUUGGAGCACUCUCCUAACACCCCCCCCCUCUGCCCUCACUCAUUCCAGGGAAGCCCUGUGGUGUUGCCAGCCCUGCAGCCCAAGUCUGUCAGUCUCCUUGGUUUCUGCAACGAUUUGCUGUAAAGUCUCUUUCCCCCUCUCCCUUUACUGUAAAUAUUGUCUCUAAUGUGUAACAUAUUAUAAAGAAUUUAUAAGGAUUUUUAAAGAUGUUUUGCUCAUUUUAAGAAGUGUUGUAACAGUGUUGGAUAAAGCUCCCACAGAUGUCUGCAUGGCUCCUCUCACUGUGUCCCUGACACACCACCUCUCUAGGCGAUAACUAAGAUCCCUGCUUCUGAAAGUCCUGUCUUAAAAGUACAGUCUAUAUCUUGGAAAUAAAUGGCCUUUCUCAGGCAUGA